GAUUCGAAGAGGUCCUGAUCUUCAGCGUCAUGGGGUGCGUGGCAAGCACGGUUGAGACAAGUGAGACAGAGAUCUCACCGAAAAAUGCCAGAAGAGGAGGCCAGACAGCGCCAAACCCGGGCAGGACGUUGCUGACAAGUUCUGCGAACUCUCCGAAAGACGCUGAGGCGGAAUUGACAGCUUCGCCAGCUGGGCUGAGGAACUCCAGACCAGGCAGCUUUAUGCCGAACGAGGAUGCUACCUCACCUGUCUCGCCUGGUAAGUCAAUCUUGAGAAGCAAGAGUUUGCAAGGCCUCAGCAGCAAGGAAACCGGCCGACGAGCUACCUUUGAUGCGGCGUCUUUGCAGGAAGAGGAGAUUGCUUACGCCAGAAGUGUAAAGCGGCGGGUAACAUUCGGGCAAGCCGAAGCCCGUGAGUAUAAGGUGCAGAUGACGCAGUCGCGGAGUUUCUGA
Messenger RNA from Symbiodinium pilosum, 452 nucleotides. The record is from the annotation of a GenBank genome assembly. Lineage: Eukaryota; Dinophyceae; Suessiales; Symbiodiniaceae.